AACGGUAACUUUCUGCACCUCGAGCUUUCUCUUGGACGUUUUCAUGCAUACCAUGUACAAGUAGUAGCCGGAGGAUAGAAGAUGUAAAUUGUUCUUUGUAGUCUACUCUCCCACGAUCUGGGAAAUAAGACCAUGGGGAACGCGCAACUUGGCGGGGAAGUUGUGACUGAAGACGAGCUGUACCAGGAUGCGGCCGCCGGGGCGGGAUUUUCGAAAGUCAAGCUGCUCGCGCGCAGGGAGGGAAGUGCGGGGGAGCAGCAUGUCCUUCACCACAACAUCGCGGUGGAAGCGACGGCGUUGCACCAGCACAGGGAACGCAACGCCGGCCCGACGGCUGCUAUGAUCUCGAACCCCAAUCCUAACUUAGCCACAGCGGAUGCCGCAAUCUCGUCUGUGCCCUUCCCGUAUCCCUUGGGAAAUGAAAUUUGUCUCGGUCUGGGUGGCUGUCGUGAAAUUGUUAUGCGCCACUCGUGUCUGCCUCUGGAACUGUCUGCUAGUAAAUUCGAAACUAUUUUAUCGCUUCGUCUCCUUGCUAAUUCAUUAGGAAGGAGAUGUUUGCGCUUUUCUGAAACUUGAACAUCAAGAGAUGAACAAUCCGUCUAUAUUUGUUUCUUGUGCUUGGCCCAAAAAGAACCAAGGACUAACAGACGGAACUAACUACAUGCAUUCUUACCUUACCAGUUUGAUGACCCGGACAAUUUUAUUUCUUGGUUGCAUAUCGAGGAAAAUCCGCCUUCUGGGGGCGGGCUAAUGUCGGCAGAGCCGGUCAGUGAGACGCACAUAACCGGACAACUGGUUGCAAAAAAACAACUCACGGCUGGAGCAGCUUCUGCCUUAGGUGUUGAGCAGCAGGGGAGUACUUCUGGACAACCUCCGGCAUCGACGGAAAUUCGUGCCGGUUCCAAAACCGCCAGUGCCAAAAAUAUGGAAGCAGCGACGACGACUACUACCACACCGCUUUUGAGCGGUCCAUCCUCUGUGGCGCCGAAGAAAGUACCCCUUAAACAGGGCUCAAAGGAAGGUAUCAUGACCGCGCGGCAGACCCCCCGAUAUCCGGAAUUUUUAAGAAGCGAGGAGGAAAAAAAGAUAGACGACGUUGAUCGAGAGCACAGGCAGGGCCGCCUGAUUUGUUGGCGGAUUUUCACUCUUCUGCUCCUCGUUGUCGGUGUCAGUUACGGUGUGUGGCACUGUUGUUUCAAGCCCGCCCUCAAGGAGGACACGGAGCGGAAAUGGGACACAAGAGCAACAAGCGCCAAGAUGAACACAACAAAAACCGCCAGCGCGGCGGCGUCGUCUUUUUUGCUCAGCACGCAGGCGGCCUCCGUCAAAGGAGUCGAUGCGCGAAUGAAGCUACUUCUUCUCGAGGAACUGGGAAGAAAAGCGCGACGGAGUGUUGGCGGGGAAAAGCCGUCGAAGAUUUUUGUUGACACCCAGAAUGGCGUUCUUGGUGAAGACGCAGCUACUGCGGCCACGACAAAUCUGGAGCUGGACGACCUGGCCUCGCUCGCGAUUUAGAAAAAGCCUCCAAUGAAAAAGAACACUUCAUCAUCAUCUCCUUCUUGUAAUUGUACAAAAACAAAAGUAUGCAAGAAUAAUUUCAGAUUCACAAUCGGCACAUCAGCAUCAUCCAAUAAUUAAAGAAUCAAGAACACGCAGUGGCUUCAACAUUUUUCGAUGUCCAAUAGCAAAGAACGAGCUACUUUGUAGCCUCUUCACCCACAGAAGAUAGCGAUCUUCUUUUAGAAAUUUGAGCAUUCGUAAUAUUUAUUUUCUACAAUUAGAAUUAGUUUUCCAGUCAUUUCUGCCCCUCCAUAGCUGAUAAGGCGGUUGCUUUGGCUGGCUCCAUUUGUGAGUUCCAGACAACAGGAUCUCGCUCACCCAGAAGCGAGCACAAGCCAUAUGUGUGGUUCUCUCCCCAUUUGCCACGCGGCUACAAUCACAGAUGAAAGUGAGCACGACCCCAUUCAGACAUAACUUUAAACCGCAAAAAAUCUCCUCGUCUUUACCAGAGUUUUUUAGCAGACGUAAAACUCACCUUGUACUAUGCAGGAGCAGGCACCGAGGAAAGCAAGUUGCAAAGUCACCUGCAUCGAUGCUCGUAUUAGUGUCUAUCAGGCCAAUAUAUCAC
Amoebophrya sp. A120 is the source of this 2128-nucleotide messenger RNA. The record is from the annotation of a GenBank genome assembly. NCBI's taxonomy places the organism in Eukaryota, Dinophyceae, Syndiniales, Amoebophryaceae.